AUGGGGCUGAAGGGCCAGUUCCCUCGUGGUAUUGAGAAUUGCACUAGCUUGACAGGUUUAGAUCUUUCUAGCAACAAUCUCACUGGAUCCAUCCCAUCGGAUAUCUCCAAAAGGCUUCCAUAUGUGACAAGUCUUGAUCUCUCUUUGAAUGGCUUCAAUGGUGAGAUUCCACUGAGUCUGGCAAACUGUACCUAUCUGAAUAUCCUCAAACUUGACAACAACCGAUUCACUGGUCAGAUCCCUCUGCAACUUGGCCUGCUCAAUCGGAUAAAGACAUUUAGUGUUGCAAAUAAUCUGUUGUCCGGACAAGUUCCCAGCUUUGUCAAUUCUACAAUUGCCGCAGAUAGCUAUGCAAACAAUCUAGGGCUCUGUGGGAAACCUUUGGAUCCUUGCAAGGCGGUUCAGAGUAAAUCUCAUGGUGCAGUAAUUGUUGGAUCGGUAAUUGCUGGGGUGGCUGUUACUUUGUUUGUUGUUGGAGUUGUCCUUAUCUUCUGGUUGCGUAAAGCGUCUAUUAAGAAGAGAGAUGAUGACCCUGAAGGAAACAAGUGGGCCAAGAGUUUAAAGGGAACCAAAGGCAUCAAG
Macadamia integrifolia is the source of this 582-nucleotide messenger RNA. Its product is annotated as probably inactive leucine-rich repeat receptor-like protein kinase At5g48380. The annotation marks the transcript as partial. NCBI's taxonomy places the organism in Eukaryota, Viridiplantae, Streptophyta, Magnoliopsida, Proteales, Proteaceae. Gene Ontology annotation, molecular function: protein binding. The transcript has a single exon. The record is from RefSeq and is a predicted model, not a curated record.